UAGAUUUUGAAGUCUAUUUUUAUAAUUGAGUGGUCUCUGUUCGAGAGGAGAGAGUAAUCAUCCAAAAAUCGAUCUGGAACGAGCAGUGGUCUGUGAACUCGAGAUGUGAGAGUGCUGAGACUGUUUGGUUGAUAUCUCGAGUUUUACCAAUCCAAUUAAGGCGUGUGAGAUACCAAAAGAAAGCUCUCAAGACGAGGAAUCCGUGAAAGUCUGGUUUGCAUCAAUCGGAGUAGAGGAAGGCUUCCAAAUCGUCCGAGCAGAACGCGACCUCGCAGGAACGGAUUUACUCUUCUAAGAAACGAGUUAACCGGAAAACACCCAUUCUAGGGGCUGUUUUCGUACCAACGAUUAAGGGUUGAACUAGCACUUGAGGAGGCUGUUUAACACCCAUUUUCUAAGCAAGGAAUCAGUUCUCAAGCUUCCUUGGCCGAGGCUUUAGUCAUUGGAUCGAGGAGGAAAGUUUUAAAGCUCAUUUGAGGUUGAGGCUAGAGCUUGCUUCCUGUGCUCGUUGCUCGAGAGAUCAUCUAGGAGGGAAGACUUGAAAUGGACCGUGGUGGCAGGAUUACUAGGAGAAACCCGACCGGCCGUGUACCAGAGGAGACUGGACAGGGCAGUCGAAGGACCUCUAGGGCAUCUAGAGGAGCUGGCCGUGGAGGCCGAUCACAGACCGUGAGUGACGGUCAUGUCGACACAGAAAGUGAAACCUACUGGUCCUAUGAGGACUCGACUUACCAACCGGAAACCGAGCCGGUUGAGACCCCUUACGAAGGGGAUGACGAUGAUGUGAGCGAUGAAGAGGGGGAGAAUGACUCCCUAGCAAGAAUAGAGGCGCUGCUCCAACAAUAUCAACGGGAGCGCGAGGAAAGGAGGGAACGCCGAAGGCGCCGGGGAGGGCGAAUUUCGGGUGAGGCUUCAAGAGGAAGAAGCCAUGGCGAUUCUCGGGCCCACAUUGAACCACAUGGGGGCCGGGGUGAUGGAGGUCCAAUCAUAAGGAUCUCAAAAUUUCUUAAAGAGGCUAGGGACUUGGGGUGCAAACCCUUCAACGGAGCAGGCGACAUCUCGGUCGCCGCGGAAUGGAUCAAGAGGUUGAACGAGGCAGCCCUUGAUAUGCAACUCACCCCCGAAUUUAAAGUAAGGGUGGCGGUGAGAUUGCUUGAAGGGAUGGCAUCCACAUGGUGGGAUGGAGCCAAGGGAAAGUAUGGCAAUACCGUGACUUGGGAGAAUUUCCGACAGGAGUUCUUUGCCCAGUAUUAUUCUGAUUUUGAGGUGAACGCUAAAAGGAGAGAGUAUACCCUCCUGACCCAAGGUGGCAAGAUGACGGUGAGGCAACUUGAACAUAAAUUCAGGGAGCUCGCGGAGUUCAUACCGGAGUAUGUCUGUGACGAGAACCGGAUGGUAAAUCACUUCUGGGAUGCCUUAGACCUGGAGGUGCGUGAGAGGGCAACACAGUUGCCUAACAUGACCUUUAGCCAAGUGGUCGAGCAAGGGUUGAAAGGAGAGAAGGAAUGGGAAGAGAGAAAGUUGAAAAACGCCGAAGAGGCGAAGAAGAGAAAGUGGGAGAACCAUGGACCUCAAGGUCCUAGCAAAAAGGGGAACCAUGGGGGAGGAGGAUCCUUUCGGACACCCCCACUGCCAUCUAGGGGAAGUCAAGGCCCGGGCGGGCAAUCACAAGCCUCGGGGGGGACUCGUUGCAAGAAUUGCAAGAGGAACCACCUGGGGAAAUGUCGUGACCCUCCUAGAUGUUAUCAAUGCGGAAACACCGGGCACUUGAAGAUGAAUUGCCCACAAUUGGGUGGGGCAAGGUCAUCGGGACCAAGUAGUGGUAAUACCGGGACACGGAAUCAAGCCGGGACUUCACAAGCGUCCAGGGGGCAAGGGGGAGCAAGCGCAAGCAAUGCGCCGUCCGUGAAUCAAGGAAGGACUCAAGCUAGGGUCUACGCGAUGACGGAGGCGGAUGCUCAAGCUAACCCGGAUUCCGUUGCAGGUUGAGGCUAGAGCUUGCUUCCUGUGCUCGUUGCUCGAGAGAUCAUCUAGGAGGGAAGACUUGAAAUGGACCGUGGUGGCAGGAUUACUAGGAGAAACCCGACCGGCCGUGUACCAGAGGAGACUGGACAGGGCAGUCGAAGGACCUCUAGGGCAUCUAGAGGAGCUGGCCGUGGAGGCCGAUCACAGACCGUGAGUGACGGUCAUGUCGACACAGAAAGUGAAACCUACUGGUCCUAUGAGGACUCGACUUACCAACCGGAAACCGAGCCGGUUGAGACCCCUUACGAAGGGGAUGACAAUGAUGUGAGCGAUGAAGAGGGGGAGAAUGACUCCCUAGCAAGAAUAGAGGCGCUGCUCCAACAAUAUCAACGGGAGCGCGAGGAAAGGAGGGAACGCCGAAGGCGCCGGGGAGGGCGAAUUUCGGGUGAGGCUUCAAGAGGAAGAAGCCAUGGCGAUUCUCGGGCCCACAUUGAACCACAUGGGGGCCGGGGUGAUGGAGGUCCAAUCAUAAGGAUCUCAAAAUUUCUUAAAGAGGCUAGGGACUUGGGGUGCAAACCCUUCAACGGAGCAGGCGACAUCUCGGUCGCCGCGGAAUGGAUCAAGAGGUUGAACGAGGCAGCCCUUGAUAUGCAACUCACCCCCGAAUUUAAAGUAAGGGUGGCGGUGAGAUUGCUUGAAGGGAUGGCAUCCACAUGGUGGGAUGGAGCCAAGGGAAAGUAUGGCAAUACCGUGACUUGGGAGAAUUUCCGAGAGGAGUUCUUUGCCCAGUAUUAUUCUGAUUUUGAGGUGAACGCUAAAAGGAGAGAGUAUACCCUCCUGACCCAAGGUGGCAAGAUGACGGUGAGGCAACUUGAACAUAAAUUCAGGGAGCUCGCGGAGUUCAUACCGGAGUAUGUCUGUGACGAGAACCGGAUGGUAAAUCACUUCUGGGAUGCCUUAGACCUGGAGGUGCGUGAGAGGGCAACACAGUUGCCUAACAUGACCUUUAGCCAAGUGGUCGAGCAAGGGUUGAAAGGAGAGAAGGAAUGGGAAGAGAGAAAGUUGAAAAACGCCGAAGAGGCGAAGAAGAGAAAGUGGGAGAACCAUGGACCUCAAGGUCCUAGCAAAAAGGGGAACCAUGGGGGAGGAGGAUCCUUUCGGACACCCCCACUGCCAUCUAGGGGAAGUCAAGGCCCGGGCGGGCAAUCACAAGCCUCGGGGGGGACUCGUUGCAAGAAUUGCAAGAGGAACCACCUGGGGAAAUGUCGUGACCCUCCUAGAUGCUAUCAAUGCGGAAACACCGGGCACUUGAAGAUGAAUUGCCCACAAUUGGGUGGGGCAAGGUCAUCGGGACCAAUUAGUGGUAAUACCGGGACACGGAAUCAAGCCGGGACUUCACAAGCGUCCAGGGGGCAAGGGGGAGCAAGCGCAAGCAAUGCGCCGUCCGUGAAUCAAGGAAGGACUCAAGCUAGGGUCUACGCGAUGACGGAGGCGGAUGCUCAAGCUAACCCGGAUUCCGUUGCAGGUUGAGGCUAGAGCUUGCUUCCUGUGCUCGUUGCUCGAGAGAUCAUCUAGGAGGGAAGACUUGGUUCGUGCUUCCUCCAUUCGGUUUUUAAACAUUAACAAACAUGCUCAUGAAUAUUUUACUAUAGAGCCUGCGUGCUCAUGUUAGCCACGUGUGGCAUUUGUUUUCAAACUAUGUUUUCCGCUACGUAUUCGAUUGCUUAUUAUGUUGUUUAUGGAUGGCUUGCGUGUGAGUGAUAUUCUAGACGCCUUGUAUAAUAUGAACGUGUUGGACUGCGGUUGACUAUUCAUAUUGUACGGCGGGUUGUUGACGUGUCCGGGGAGGUCCGGGGCGUGACACAAGCUGCUACAAAUCUCUCUUUAUAUGGAAGUAACCAUGUAUCCCUCACAUACUUGAGAAGACUUGGAUAACCUUCGUAGUCACUUUCAAUAGCAAAUAAGUUUCUAGCAUACUCACUCUCAUUUGCAGAGAAUACAAGAACACUCCAGGCUGCCAUGAAUUUAUCAGAAUCCUCUUUGAGUUCAAACAACUUUCUUGAAUGGGCAAGGACAUUUUUUGAGAUAUGAAACCUACAUAAAAGAUUUGUUGUUUCAGGAAAGACUUUCUUAACAGAUUUCAUAAACGCCAAGUCUCUGUCGGUCACAAUUACACUAGGCAUGGUACUUGAUAUCAUCAAUGUUUUUAAUUUUUCCAUUGCCCAUGUGUAGU
Cuscuta epithymum is the source of this 4198-nucleotide messenger RNA. Lineage: Eukaryota; Viridiplantae; Streptophyta; Magnoliopsida; Solanales; Convolvulaceae. The record is from the annotation of a GenBank genome assembly.